AUGUCGCUCCCCACUCUAGAGUUCUUGCCAUCCCAGCCAGUCAUUCACCGAGAGCCUCUUCCGAUUGAGAAUAUUCCUUCCAGCUGGCCCUUGCUUGGGUCAGACCGCGGUCGUGUCGAUGGCCUCCAUGCUAUACAGGAUCUGAGCCACAUGAUUAACACGACAUCCGCAGACGUGACAUCCGAGGCGCACAAUGUUGGCCUCACAAGUGUUUUUCUUGAUGGUUGCCUUCAUAUGUUUUUCACUCGUUUUGUGCCGUCCUUUCCUGUCGUUCAUGCUCCCACGUUUGUUUUCAAGGAGUGGACUCAUCCACUACUCCUCAAUGCCAUCGCUUUGGGAUCCCUUUUCAUGGGAAAAUCGGACUACGUUGCAAAGGGAGAAGUGCUCUGGCGACUUGCACAUACGGCUGUAGCAACAUCGUGGCCCUCUUUGAUCAAGCAUCGAGGUCCCCGUGACAGCUGCUGUGGAGUUCAGCUAGUGCUUACUGCUCUCCUUGGUCAAGUCUACGCCAUGAUGUCAAAAAAUGUAGUUCUACGCCAAACCGCCCAGGUUUUCCACAGCCUCGGUUUCUACUGGGCUCGCGAGACUGGGAUGUACGAUUUCUCGUGGCAAGACUGGUCUGAUAUCCAGGAACCUAGCCAAGUGUCAGAGUUGAAUGAUGAGAGCUGGAGAAGAUGGGCAGCUCGAGAGACCCAACUCCGUGCCUUGUUGGGACAUUAUAUUUUGGAUGGACAAAUUUCUGAAUACAGCGGAAGUCCCACGUGCCAGCGACAUACUACACACUCUCUCCCAAUCCCAUCACCUGACUCAGUCUUCGAAGCGUCCACAGCGACCCAGUGGUUCGCGGCCCAGAGGGAACAGACAGGAGAGCACACCCAUUUCUUAGGAUAUUUCAGCAGUCUAUUCUCUCCUAAUUUUCAUCUCAGACAUAUGGGAGUAUCUUUGACUGGAUUUACGGCUUCUGUAUUGCUCGAGGGCCUCAAGUCCAUUGUGUCCGACAAGCCAAAGAUUGAAGUGAACGCUGUUGGUUUGCCCUCACAGCCUGAAAUAGCGAGGGCGUUGGGUCACCUAUAUGGGUGCAUCGUCCAGAGCACUGCGCUAAAUUCUGUGGUCAAGCAAGCCAUACUACUCAGGUGGCACACCAUUGGCAUUGAUGCUGCGGUGAAGUCGGGAUGGCUAUGUCAAAACCUCUGUCGCUAUCAUAAUCUCGAACAAAAUAUUUUCAACGGAGCGAAAGGCCCAGCAAUCGAGCUGCUUUCCUGGAGUCGCUCGUCGCUUGCUCGUCUUGCACUACUUCAUGCUACAUGCAUACACGACAUUUUGAGGGACCUUCCAAUGACGAGAACCCAAUCAGUUCACGUCCCAUCAGCCGCAUUUAGCGCUGGGGUCGUGUACUGCGCCUUUAUGACGACCGGCACUUCAAAUAUACGGGUGCCGGACGUUCUUCAUUGGGAGAGCCUCCUACUUGUUGACCACGACGGACCGCUUCCUGUGACAAAUGCAGACUUGGACAGAGGUGCUCGUCUUUUCUUACGAGAUACUCCAACUACGCAAGGAUUGAACACCAAUAUCGUCUACGAUCUCAAUCUCUUCUGCAAUACCCUUCAAAAUCUUGAACAAGUGUGGGGAUUUGCUGGCAUCAUGUACUCAACCCUUGAUCGGCUGGCGUUGUUGUCAACACAGGCCUAA
This is a messenger RNA of Exophiala mesophila, 1689 nucleotides long. RefSeq lists its product as uncharacterized. Lineage: Eukaryota; Fungi; Ascomycota; Eurotiomycetes; Chaetothyriales; Herpotrichiellaceae. Gene Ontology annotation, biological process: regulation of transcription by RNA polymerase II; DNA-templated transcription. The transcript has 5 exons. Gene Ontology annotation, cellular component: chromatin. The record is from RefSeq and is a predicted model, not a curated record. Bases 1 to 1689 code for a protein of 562 amino acids. Gene Ontology annotation, molecular function: zinc ion binding; RNA polymerase II cis-regulatory region sequence-specific DNA binding; DNA-binding transcription factor activity, RNA polymerase II-specific.